Molecule: messenger RNA, 6168 nt
Organism: Ceratotherium simum simum (southern white rhinoceros)
Lineage: Eukaryota; Metazoa; Chordata; Mammalia; Perissodactyla; Rhinocerotidae
Gene: MYH14
Product: myosin heavy chain 14
Biological process (GO): mitotic cytokinesis; regulation of cell shape; actomyosin structure organization
Cellular component (GO): cytoplasm; myosin II complex; myosin filament
Molecular function (GO): actin filament binding; microfilament motor activity; ATP binding
Source: RefSeq, a predicted model, not a curated record
CCGCCCCCGCGCUGGACCGCGGAGGUAGCCGCACCUGAGGGCUCUGCAGCGAACCGCGGCUUCCCGUGCCCCCUCCCCGUCUCCCCGCUGCCCGAACCGGCCGGCGCCCCCAGACCAUGGCAGCAGUGACCCUGUCCGUGCCCGGGCGGAAGGCGCCCCCCAAGCCGGGCGCAGUGCCCGAGGCGGCCCAGUCGUACCUGUUCGUGCCCAGUGCGCCGGGCGUGGGGGGCGGGCCCGGGGGCCCGGGCACCUCCCCGCAGGUGGAGUGGACCGCGCGGCGCCUGGUGUGGGUGCCCUCGGAGCUGCACGGGUUCGAGGCGGCGGCGCUGCGGGAUGAGGGCGAGGAGGAGGCCGAGGUGGAGCUGGCGGAGAGCGGGCGGCGGCUGCGGCUGCCCCGGGACCAGGUCCAGCGCAUGAACCCGCCCAAGUUCAGCAAGGCCGAGGACAUGGCGGAGCUGACCUGCCUCAACGAGGCCUCGGUGCUGCACAACCUCCGCGAGCGGUACUACUCCGGCCUCAUCUACACGUACUCCGGCCUUUUCUGUGUGGUCAUCAAUCCGUACAAGCAACUUCCCAUCUAUACGGAGGCCAUUGUGGAGAUGUACCGGGGCAAGAAGCGCCACGAAGUGCCACCCCAUGUGUACGCGGUGACCGAGGGGGCCUACCGAAGCAUGCUCCAGGAUCGCGAGGACCAGUCCAUUCUCUGCACCGGGGAGUCUGGGGCCGGGAAGACAGAAAACACCAAGAAGGUCAUCCAGUACCUGGCCCAUGUGGCAUCGUCCCCCAAGGGCAGGAAGGAGCCGGGCGUUCCGGCCUCCGUCAGCUCCGUGUCUUAUGGCGAGCUGGAGCGCCAGCUGCUACAGGCCAACCCCAUCCUGGAGGCCUUCGGCAACGCCAAGACGGUGAAGAACGACAACUCCUCCCGAUUCGGCAAAUUCAUCCGCAUCAACUUCGACGUCGCCGGGUACAUCGUGGGCGCCAACAUCGAGACCUACCUGCUGGAGAAGUCGCGGGCCAUCCGCCAGGCCAAGGACGAGUGCAGCUUCCACAUCUUCUACCAGCUGCUCGGAGGCGCAGGAGAGCAGCUCAAGGCCGACCUCCUCCUGGAGCCGUGCUCCCAGUACCGCUUCCUGACCAACGGGCCGUCCUCCUCUCCCGGCCAGGAGCGGGAGCUGUUCCAGGAGACGCUGGAGUCACUGCGGGUCCUGGGAUUCACCCACGAGGAGAUCACCUCCAUGCUGCGGAUGGUCUCCGCCGUCCUCCAGUUUGGCAACAUCGUCCUGAAGAAAGAACGGAACCACGAUCAAGCUUCCAUGCCUGACAACACAGCUGCCCAGAAGCUCUGCCGCCUCCUGGGACUGGGGGUGACGGAUUUCUCCCGCGCCCUGCUCACCCCCCGCAUCAAAGUGGGCCGAGACUAUGUGCAGAAAGCACAGACCAAGGAACAGGCUGACUUUGCGCUGGAGGCCCUGGCCAAGGCCACCUACGAGCGCCUCUUCCGCUGGCUGGUCCUGCGCCUCAACCGCGCCCUGGACCGCAGCCCCCGCCAGGGCGCCUCCUUCCUGGGCAUCCUGGACAUCGCCGGCUUCGAGAUCUUCCAGCUGAACUCCUUCGAGCAGCUCUGCAUCAACUACACCAACGAGAAGCUGCAGCAGCUGUUCAACCACACCAUGUUCAUCCUGGAGCAGGAGGAGUACCAGCGCGAGGGCAUCCCCUGGACCUUCCUCGACUUCGGCCUCGACCUGCAGCCCUGCAUCGACCUCAUCGAGCGGCCGGCUAACCCCCCUGGACUCCUGGCCCUGCUGGACGAGGAGUGCUGGUUCCCGAAGGCCACAGACAAGUCCUUCGUAGAGAAGGUGGCCCAGGAGCAGGGCGGCCACCCCAAGUUCCAGCGGCCGAGGAACCUGCGGGACCAGGCCGACUUCAGUGUCCUGCACUAUGCGGGCAAGGUUGACUACAAGGCCAAUGAGUGGCUGAUGAAAAACAUGGACCCCCUGAAUGACAGCGUUGCAACUCUGCUGCACCAGAGCACGGACCGGCUAACAGCGGAGAUCUGGAAAGAUGUGGAGGGCAUCGUGGGGCUGGAGCAGGUGAGCAGCCUUGGGGACGGCCCGCCAGGUGGCCGCCCCCGCCGAGGCAUGUUCCGGACGGUGGGACAGCUCUACAAGGAGUCCCUGAGCCGCCUCAUGGCCACACUCAGCAACACCAACCCAAGCUUUGUCCGCUGUAUCGUCCCCAACCACGAGAAGAGGGCCGGGAAGCUGGAGCCGAAGCUCGUGCUGGACCAGCUGCGCUGUAACGGCGUCCUGGAGGGCAUCCGCAUCUGUCGCCAGGGCUUCCCCAACCGCAUCCUCUUCCAAGAGUUCCGGCAGCGAUACGAGAUCCUGACGCCCAAUGCCAUCCCCAAGGGCUUUAUGGAUGGGAAGCAGGCCUGUGAGAAGAUGAUCCAGGCCCUGGAACUGGACCCCAACCUCUACCGUGUGGGACAGAGCAAGAUCUUCUUCAGGGCGGGGGUCCUGGCCCAGCUGGAGGAGGAGCGGGACCUGAAGGUCACAGACAUCAUCGUGUCCUUCCAGGCAGCGGCACGGGGAUACCUGGCUCGCAGGGCCUUCCAGAAGCGGCAGCAGCAGCAGAGCGCCCUGAGGGUCAUGCAGCGGAACUGUGCAGCUUACCUCAAGCUGAGGCACUGGCAGUGGUGGCGGCUCUUCACCAAGGUGAAGCCCCUGCUGCAGGUGACGCGGCAGGACGAGGUGCUGCAGGCGCGGGUUCAGGAGCUGCAGAAAGUGCAGGAGCUGCAGCAACAGAGCGCCCGCGAGGUGGGCGAGCUCCAGGGCCGUGUGGCGCAGCUGGAAGAGGAGCGCACCCGCCUGGCAGAGCAGCUGCGAGCAGAAGCAGAGCUGUGUGCUGAGGCCGAAGAGACGCGGGGGCGGCUGGCAGCCCGAAAGCAGGAGCUGGAGCUGGUGGUGUCCGAGCUGGAGGCCCGCGUGGGCGAGGAGGAGGAGUGCAGCCGCCAGCUGCAAAGUGAGAAGAAGAGGCUGCAGCAGCAUAUACAGGAGCUGGAGACCCACCUAGAGGCUGAGGAGGGGGCACGGCAGAAGCUGCAGCUGGAGAGGGUGACGAUCGAGGCAAAGCUGAAGAAAUUUGAGGAAGACCUGCUCCUCUUGGAAGAUCAGAACGCCAAGCUGAGCAAGGAGCGGAAGCUGCUGGAGGACCGUCUGUCCGAGUUCUCAUCCCAGGCGGCGGAGGAGGAGGAGAAGGUCAAAAGCCUCAAUAAGCUUCGACUCAAAUACGAGGCCACGAUUGCAGACAUGGAGGACCGCCUGCGGAAGGAGGAGAAGGGCCGCCAGGAGAUGGAGAGGCUGAGGCGGCGGCUGGACGUGGAGAGCUCGGAGCUGCAGGAGCAGGUGGUGGAGCAGCAGCACCGGGCGGAGGAGCUGCGGGCCCAGCUGGACCACAAGGAGGAGGAGCUCCAGGCCGCGCUGGCCAGGGCGGAGGACGAGGGCGGGGCCCGGGCUCAGCUGCUCAAGUCUCUGCGGGAGGCGCAGGCGGGGCUGGCCGAGGCCCAGGAGGACCUGGAGGCGGAGCGCGCCGCCCGGGCCAAGGCGGAGAAGCAGCGCCGGGACCUGGGCGAGGAGCUGGAGGCGCUGCGGAGCGAGCUGGAGGACACGCUGGACUCCACCAACGCCCAGCAGGAGCUCCGGUCCAAGAGGGAACAGGAGGUGACGGAGCUGAAGAAGGCUCUGGAAGAGGAGACCCGCGUUCACGAGGUGGCAGUACAGGAGCUGAGGCAGCGCCACGGCCAGGCGCUAGGAGAGCUGGCGGAGCAGCUGGAGCAGGCCCGGAGGGGCAAAAGUGCAUGGGAGAAGACCCGGUUGGCCCUGGAGGCUGAGGUGUCCGAGCUACGGGGGGAGCUGAACAGCCUGCAGACUGUGCGUCAGGAGGGUGAGCAGAAGAGGCGCCGCCUGGAGUCCCAGCUGCAGGAGGUGCAGGGCCGGGCUGGCGAUGGGGAGCGGGCACGAGCAGAGGCUGCUGAGAAGCUGCAGCGAGCCCAGGCUGAACUCGAGAACGUGUCUGGGGCGCUGAGUGAGGCCGAGUCCAAAGCCAUCAGGCUGAGCAAGGAGCUGAGCAGCAUGGAGGCCCAGCUACACGACGCCCAGGAGCUGCUGCAGGAGGAGACCAGGGCGAAGCUGGCCCUGGGGUCUCGGGCACGAGCCCUGGAGGCUGAGGCAGCAGGGCUGCGGGAGCAGCUGGAGGAGGAGGCAGCCGCCAGGGAGCGCGUGGGCCGCGAGCUGCAGACCACCCAGACCCAGCUCUCAGAGUGGCGGCGGCGCCAGGAGGAGGAGGCGGGGGCGCUGGAGGCCGGGGAGGAGGCACGGCGCCGGGCAGCCCGCGAGGCGGAGGCCCUGACUCAGCGCCUGGCGGAAAAGACAGAGGUGGUGGACCGGCUGGAGCGGGGCCGCCGGCGGCUGCAGCAGGAGCUGGACGACGCCACCGUGGACCUGGAGCAGCAGCGGCAGCUCGUGAGCACGCUGGAGAAGAAGCAGCGCAAGUUCGACCAGCUCCUGGCGGAGGAGAAGGCGGCUGUGCUGCGGGCGGUGGAGGAGCGUGAGCGGGUCGAGGCCGAGAGCCGGGAGCGCGAGGCCCGGGCCCUGUCGCUGACGCGGGCGCUGGAGGGGGAGCAGGAGGCGCGUGAGGAGCUGGAGCGGCAGAACCGGGCCCUGCGGGCGGAGCUGGAGGCACUGCUGAGCAGCAAGGAUGACGUCGGCAAGAGUGUGCACGAGCUGGAGCGAGCCCUCCGGGUGGCCGAACAGGCAGCCAACGACCUGCGAACACAGGUGACAGAGCUGGAGGAUGAGCUGACGGCAGCCGAGGACGCCAAGCUGCGCCUGGAAGUGACCGUGCAGGCCCUCAAGACACAGCAUGAGCGUGACCUGCAGGGCCGUGACGAGGCCGGCGAGGAGAGGCGGCGGCAACUGGCCAAGCAGCUGAGGGAUGCAGAGGUGGAGCGGGACGAGGAACGCAAGCAGCGUGCUCUGGCCGUGGCCGCCCGCAAGAAGCUAGAGGCCGACCUGGAGGAGCUGAAGGCCCAGACGGCGGCCGCGGGGCAGGGCAAGGAGGAGGCAGUGAAGCAGGCUCGCAAGAUGCAGGCCCAGAUGAAGGAGCUGUGGCGGGAGGUAGAGGAGUCGCGCACCUCCCGGGAGGAGAUCUUUGCCCAGAACCGGGAGAGUGACAAGCGCCUCAAGGGGCUGGAGGCGGAGGUGCUGCGGCUGCAGGAGGAACUGGCCGCCUCCGACCGCGCCCGGCGGCAGGCCCAGCAAGAGCGGGACGAGAUGGCGGACGAGGUGGCCAAUGGCAGCCUCAGCAAGGCCGCCAUUCUGGAGGAGAAGCGUCAGCUGGAGGGGCGCCUGGGGAAAAUGGAAGAGGAGCUGGAGGAGGAGCAGAGCAACGCAGAGCUGCUCAAUGACCGCUACCGCAAGCUGGUCCUGCAGGUGGAAUCACUCACCACAGAGUUGUCAGCUGAGCGCAGUUUCUCAGCCAAGGCAGAGAGCGGGCGGCAGCAGCUGGAGCGGCAGAUCCAGGAGCUCCGGGCACGCCUGGGUGAGGAGGACGCAGGGGCCCGGGCCCGCCAGAAGAUGGUCAUCGCCGCCCUUGAGUCUAAAUUAGCCCAGGCUGAGGAGCAGCUGGAGCAGGAGAGCAGGGAGCGCAUCCUCUCCGGCAAGCUGGUGCGCAGGGCUGAGAAGAGGCUUAAGGAGGUGGUGCUCCAGGUGGAGGAGGAGCGGAGGGCAGCUGACCAGCUCCGGGAUCAGGUGGAGAAGGGGAACCUUCGAGUGAAGCAGCUGAAGCGGCAGCUGGAGGAGGCCGAGGAGGAGGCGUCGCGGGCCCAGACGGUCCGCCGGAGGCUGCAGCAUGAGCUGGAGGAUGUCACGGAGGCCUCGGAGUCCAUGAACCGCGAGUUGAACACGCUGAGGAACCGGCUCCGACGCGCGCCCCUCACCUUCACCACGCGCACGGUGCGCCAGGUCUUCCGCCUGGAGGAGGGCGUGGCAUCGGACGAGGAGGCCCAGGAGGCAGAGCCGGGGUCUGGGCCGCCGCCCCCGGAGCCCGAGAGGCCGCCCGCCGCCCAGCCGCAGUGACCACACCCCCUUGCCCCCGACGCCCGCCCCUCCC